GCUUCUUCCGUUCUGCGUCGGCUGUGAAUUUCUUGUUCCAUUUCUGAAGUACACAGCUUCCUUUCCGGCGAAUCCGCGAAGAAGAAGGAGAAGAAGAAGAAGAGAAAUCAGCGGAGCUGGGGUUUGUAGGAAAAUGGCUAAUGAAGAAGACAACAACAUGGAUGAUUGGAGCAUUCCGCGCCUGAUUUCAUUGCUAAAGAAAACUUUCCGGGCCAAGGAUUUUGGUAUGGUGGAAGAUGUUUUGACUGCGAGAGAAAGGAAAUCAAGGAGUGAAAUUAAUAAGCUAGAGCAGGAGAAGGAGUCAUUAAAAGAUUCGUACUACUCAGAGAGGUUUGACAAAGUGAGUAUGAAAAAGGAGCUCUCAGAGGAGCUCACCAGAUGCAAAAUGGAGCGCAAGGAAUUUGGUGACCAGGUUGCUAGGCUUAGAGAGGAGAAGAAGAUACUGUGCGAGGAGGUGGGACAGAAGGAUAAGGAGAUUAUUGACCUUAGGAGAAGGAUUUGUGAGAUGGAAUGCUCAAAGACAAAGGCUGAGGCUGAGAAUGAGAUUUGGAGGAAGAGACAUGAGGAAUUGGAUGCAAGGGUAUUGCGUCUGGAGGAUGAAAUGACAUUGUUGACAAAUUCAAGUACUGUUGAGAGAGGUGGGGUUUGUGAAGCUGAAGAUAACCAAGGAAAUGCGGAGAAAACCAAAGAGAAGGUGAUUGAUUCUAACAAAAAGGAAGAUGAUGAAGCAGUUGAUGGUCCUAGUUGUGGUGCAAUGAUCCAAGAUAAUGGGCGUUUGCAAAGUGAAGGGUGUGGCCGUGUUUGUGAAGUGAAAGAGAACCAGGAAAAUGUGAAGAAAACUGAGAAGGUCAUUGAUGCUGACAAAAGUAAGGAUGCUGAAUUGGGUGUUGGUCUCAGUUGUGAUAAAAUGAUGAAAGAUAAUGGGCAUUUGCAAAUUGAAGGGACUGGGAAACAUUCAGCAACCUACAUUGUUGAGAUCACUGACAGUGAUGAUGAUUGUGCUCCAAGUGGAAUCCAGAACGGAAAAGAAAUGACUUUAAAAUGUCCAGUGGAGGGUGCGCAUUUGGGGCAGAUGGUUGUGGAAAACAAGAUGCUCAAAAGAAAACGACCAUCAGGUUUAAAUAUGAAUGAUUAUGAGGAUAAUAAGGAUGAAGAAAAUAUUGAUGACAAUGCCCAUUCUGGUAAAGGUAAGAUGAAGCUUGAAGAAACCACUUAUAAACCUGAUAUCUCUCAUUCUUCUCUCAACUGUGGCCCAAUGAAAGCCAUUUCUGCUCGAAGUAAUGAUGUUGAAAAAGUUUUUACACCAUCAACUUCCAGGCAGGGUUUAGAAGUUACAAGACAGUGUGAAGAGAAAAUGGAGUCUGAAGAUAGGUCUCAGUCUCACGAUAUCAUUAGUGGGUUUACUCUGGGAAGUCUUGGUUUUGAAACUGAGAGUUCUGAGUCCUCUGAAUCUGACACCAGUGAUGUGGAUAUGGAUUUUCUUCUCAGCUUACACAAGAGUUCCAAAUGACAAAUAGAAAGCGAGAGUUAGAGAUGGAGAUUCUAGAGGAAGGGAGUUCUGCAUGAAAGCUGUUACUGCUCUUAUUAGCAGUAAAGUCUGUGGAUAAAUCAUCUACUGAUUCUGAUAUAUUCAUCAGGCAAUCAAUUGGUUAACAGGUGUAAUGUGCUCAGGUAUGAUUGAGCUAGCUGUUUCAUUGUAUCCUCUUCCCUUCUUUUAGGUCAGAUGAUGGUAUGGUUUCUCAUCUUGAAAUCUCGAUUAUCUUAUGAUAUAUGAAAUCUAGUUAGGAGGUCACUGGGUUUUUACAGAGCUUGGUGUACCAUGUACUUUUUUCUAGCUAACUUAUCAUUUCUUUGUAUCUGCUGUUGUUGAUAUAUUGUGGCACAAUUCCCGGGCUAAGGGAAAAAAAUGUAGUUGUUAAUUUCAGCUGGCUUAAUAUCAUAUCAUGAAGAUUUCCAUCUGCAGCUUGUAAUACAGAUGGAGUGAUGUU
Molecule: messenger RNA, 1988 nt
Organism: Rubroshorea leprosula
Lineage: Eukaryota; Viridiplantae; Streptophyta; Magnoliopsida; Malvales; Dipterocarpaceae
Source: the annotation of a GenBank genome assembly